ACACACCCACACCCACCCACACCCACACCCACACCAACCCACACCAACCCACACCCACACCAACCCACACCCACACCCACACCAACACCCACACCCACACCCAGCCACACCCACACCCGACGUUCGUCUUGACUUGGAGUACGAACGAACGUACGAACGAACGAAGACAGUUCACUCAAUGUAUGACGCUCCUUUCAGUAGAUGAAAUAAUGCAAGGCUUCGAUAAAGAAAUAUGAAGCCAUUGAUAGUAGAGACGCAUUUUGCAUUAGGAGUAUGAGGCUUGUUUAAACAAAUUCGUAUACAAAAAAAUUCAAUAGAUUGCCAUUCUCUUCGUUUGCUUUGCUAUAAGUAGGAAUUUGCAUAUCUACGUAUAUUAUGAGAUGUAAACAUUGCAAUUGUUUUGAAUAAUAAAACUCAUCAUAUAUUCUAUCUAGAGAAAAUGAGCUGUGAGAAUGACUGAAAAGGUGGCAACGCUGUCACUUCUAUGAUAUUAAAAAGGGUUUGUCGUCAUUAUAAAUACAUGCCACAUGAAACUACUUGAAACAUUCGAGUGGAGAAAAUAGUUAACGGAAGAGAAUAUUUUGACAUCAUCGAAUCUUUCUUUGUUUUCAACUAAUAUUAUAAACAUUUGGAAUAUUUUCUAGAUAUAUCUCUUUAACGCAUUCGAAUGAUUCGUUCCCUAAAUAACACGUCACUUGGAAAGCCAUUGGAGGUAUUUAUAGUUUUCAUUGUAUUAUUGAAAUGUUGAUUAAAUUUUUUUCUGAAGGAACUAUUCCAAAAAAGUAAAAUAUUUUAUUUCAUAGGUGAAACCUUGGUCUGUGAAGCGAAAACAGAAGAAUCAUUCUUUCGUUUCGCGAGUGAGUCCAUCUCAACUAACGAAGAUAUCUGUGGAUUGUCAUUCAAUGCCUACAAUAUUAACAGUAUCGAAGCAGAAUGAACCAUUACCCAAGAACUUUCUCCAGUUAGUGAUAUUGAUAGUAUAAAUCUAGAUUUAUCUAUAGAUUAAGGCUGCGAAACGUUUUCUCAGCUAUCAUUUUCUAACUGUACAAGCAAUUUUUUUGUCUUAGGAAUUUGAAGAAGGAUGCUACCAGGAUUACAAUCAAUCCGUGUCCGUGGUUUACUUUCAUGGUGCCACUCAUUAUUGCAUUCACUUUUUCAGUUCUUGCACUUGCUGCUUAUGGAAUUCUUGCUGGAUUUACAAAGCAAACAUUAGGUACAAGCACUAGUAUGAUAAGAUUAAUUCCAAACUUUGAGAGGAUUGAAAUCAGACACAAAAUGAUAUCUUUUCAAAAUUUAUCUUCCUUUUUCCUUUUGGAUGCCUGGGUAGGUUGAUGCAGAGACUCAAAUUAUCUUGAAAACAUCUAUCCCGAUUGGAAUGAUGUCGAUUUUUGAAGAAAAAUACUAUCGAGGCCAAUUGAAUUUUCCCUUGUGUUUCUUUUUGUUUUUAUUCUUAUACUUCGUUUAUUUAUUGAUCUACUAUAUAUAGCGAGAAAGAUCGAAAGUCGCUGCGUCUUUCUAUAUAUUUACGUUAAUCAUCAUAUGUAGUCUAAAGCGUAAAAAAUGUGUGAGAAACAAAAAUGACAUCUUGUUUACUACAAAGUGUCCAUAAUACUGUAACAUUUUUUAUUUCACAUAUAGCUUGUCUUAGAUAGAAGAAAAAAUCUUGAAUUUUUUUCAAAAAAUGCGCUGUGAAACAGAGAUGUCCAUCGCCGCUGAAAAUGUGCCGCUGCCGCGCCGCGGUCUUAGAAAAAAAAAGCUGUCGCACCGCAGCCGCGCCGCGACGGUUUAUAAAAAAAUGUUGCCGCGACGCUGCCGCGAUGAAUUAUAAAAUAAACGUGCCGUCGCCGCGCCGCUGCCGCGGCGGUUUACAAAAAAGUGUUUCUAAUUUCACUGCUGCGACUAUAUUUGACCAGAGAUAUUGGUACUAGUCCAUCAGAUCCAUUCAGUCUCGGGGUGUUUCAUUUGUGAACCCUGAAAUUCUAUUAAAUUCAUGCAGUUUUUCAAUGUUACCCAAAAAAAUCCUGCCGCUGCCGCGCCGCUGCCGCGAUGGUCUUUUAAAAAACCUGCCGCUGCCGCCACAGGCCAUCGCGGCAGCGCCGCGAUGGAUAUCUCUGCUGUGAAAAUCUCUAUAAAGCCUGAAUGAUUGAAUUCCAGUUACCCUGUUCUAAUGGUUUUUCUUAUACUCAAAAUGAACAACUUACCUGACAAUGUCACUUCCCAUAAUAUUGAAAAUGUUUGAAACACUUUUGUUUCACUAUAUGAGUUGGUUCAUACAAGCUUUGUAAAGCUUUCGACGGCACACCUUUUUAAAAAAACUUAAAUAUUCUAUCAUUUUCUCAGAUCGAGAUAUCUGCAAAACAACCAGUGUUCCAAACAUUUUCAAUAUUAUGAGAAGUGACAUUAUCAUGUAAGUUGUUCAUUUUGAGUAUAAGGAAAACCAUUAGAACAGGGUAACUGGAAUUCAAUCAUUCAGGUUUUAUAGAGCUUCGCAGCGCAUCUCUUGAAAAAAAUUCAAGAUUUUAUCUUCUAUCUCAGACAAGCUAUAUGUGAAAUAAAAAUUGUUACAAUAUUAUGGACACUUUGUAGUAAAAAAAACAUGUUACUUUUUUUUCUAAUACGCUUUUAUAUUUUAAACCGGGUUUGAUGAUCAACGUAAAUGUAUCAAAAGAAGCAGCAUGCUCCGGGCUUUCUCGCUAUAUAUAGUGCAUUAAUAAAUAGACGAAUUAUAGUAUUAAAAACAAAAUAAAACAAAGGGGGAAAUUCAUUUGGCCCCGAUAGUAUAUAUUUCAAAGGAAGCUUUGUGCUAGGCGUCCACACAUAGGUCAACAACUUGAUUCAUAGCCUACUCAUCUAUUGACUAGAAAAACUUUGUUGUUUACUGUAAAUUAUGUAGAAAUAGUUUUAAUCAGAAAAUCGUUCACUGUAUGCAUACCAUGUGAAGAACUUGACUUACUAGGGUUUUUAGUACCCUAGGACAGUUCCAUAUCAGUUACGAUUUUGAAAAGAAUUCUUCCAUUUUCGCUGGCGUCCGCUUUCGCCGAUUUCUAUAUCGCCAACUAAUUUUUUUGACCGAAAAUUACCGGGCCAAAUGUGAUUCAUUCUAUAUUCAAAAUUUUUUUCCAAUUAAUGAGUUUAUUAACAAACUCAUUAAUUAUCAACUGAGUUGGUAACCAAGUGAAUUGCUUACCAUCUUAGUUGGUUACCACGUCUGAUGUGAGCGUGGUUGCGAGGGUGAUGAUGAACACACCUACAUUCCCACCCACAAUCCCAAUAACAUCCUCACACCUAGACCCACAUGUACAUCUACACUCUCACAUUCACACCUAGACUCACAUGUACUCCUACAUACCUACACCACAGGCGGCGGAGCCUGUAGGCUGGGUAAGGCUUGAGCCUCACUCGAUUUUGGCCCCUGUAGGCUCUCUCUCACUCAAAUUAUGAAGUUGAAGCUUAGCCACGCGUCAUCUUAGCUUUAUUUUAAUGGGCAAAUCUCCUCUUAAUGUGGAAAUUGGCACCUCGAUUACGCUUGUUUAUAUGCUGAGAUGGAGAGGUCUAAAAAACUGAAGUAAUAGUAAACUCACCAACUGUGUUGUCAUGGUUCAUUAAAAUGUUUUUUAAUUAUCUUAUUCACAUAAAGUGUCGUGUAAACUAAAUGAAUUCUAGUAUCAUGCGAUCAAUAAGCCCCAAAACUAGCUAUAUAUGAGGAUCCAUCUUCUCCUUUUUGAUGUAGUCAUUUUUUUAAAUUUUAUUGGAUGAAAUACAACCAAAAUAAUUAUUUAAAAUUCAGGGAAAAAUAUUAACAAAAGAGUCAUAAUCAGAAAGAAGUUUAUUUUUAAAUGUAUUUGAAAAUCUAGCUCUCUAAUUUUUUGGAUGCGUUCGAAAAAAUAAUCCUAACGCUGUGAUAGAAUUUUAUUAUGUUAUCCUCGCUAAUCACAAUGUAAUUUAGCGUUUAUAUAAAUACUGAUAGAAUAAAGAAUACUUUUUUGCAGCGUUUUAACAGUCCUAAAUUUUCGACUAUAAUCAAUAAAUUUCACCAAAACUAUCUGUUGGAUCAAAUCUUGACUAUUUCACGGAAAAGAUAACAGGUCAAACAGUGGUUCUUUCAACAGAAGAAACUGCUUUAUCGAGCUUACUGAUUUUUCAACAAGUUUUUGAGAUAAAGAUACGAACAUCGUCUCUGUAACAUAAGUUGCUAUUGAUUCUCAUACAUUCAGUUCGUCGAAAAUGAAUAGCUUGCUAGAAAACUAUGUAGAAUCUGGAAAUCAAUCUAGACUGCUUCAUAAUUCUGAUAAAUGUCCAAAUACAAGUAAUUUAAUUUAAUCAUCACACGCAACCGGUGUAUGUGUAGGUGUCAUCUCUUCUCUAAACGCACACCUGCAAUAUCUUCCCAUCCUAAAAACAAUAUGGUUCCGUAUAAAACCAUUUUUGCAACGAAUUUGAAACCUCUUUUUGGAUUUUAUAGUUUUCCCGCCAAAACUUAAAAGGGUUUCGAUUUCUUUGUAAAUUUCGGAAUCCUUUUCAAGUUCCCUACUAUGUGCGAAACUUUUUAAAGCUCUGUGGCAUAGUGCGCACGAAACUAACUUCGCUCAGUAAAACACCUUUCCUUUCUUCAUAGUACACUAACCUUCACGACCAUAUCCUCAAGAAAUGUUUUCUUUGAAUUGAUUUAUAAUGUACAAUACCUGGUUUUUGUAUUUUGUUGGAAAAUUUUUGUCUUUUUCUAAAGAUUUAGAAGUUUGAUCAGCAAAGAAUAGAAUGAUAUAGCAGUUUUUUUUCGGUUUACCCUACUUUGGUCGAAAGAUAAAAAUGUCGACGAUAAAAAUGCCGAAGAUAAAAAUAUCGAAAAGAAACAUGAGAGAGAAAUAGAUGGUUAACAGUGAGGAUGAGAGUGACGGAAUUCUUACUUUCAUACACUAUCAUUUUCAACAUUUGUAUUUUUCGACAUCUCUCUAAUUUUUGUUCUUGAUAUUUUUAUUUUCAACAAUAGUAGAAUGAAUUUUUUUUCGUGACAAUAGCACUGCUAAAUAUUCUGAAAUAGUUUUUCUCACCCAAUUCGUCGACCCAGCUCAUACUGCUAUUUGAGAACUUGCUUUAUCAUAACAAAUAAACUUUCAUUGAGCACAGGGAUAUAAUGAAGAGGAAAAAGUAGAGCAGUGCUGAAAUUUAUUUUUCUAUUCUGCGAUGUUUUUUUCAUUAAAAAAAUACAAUUUUGGUUGUAAAAAGCUGAACAUUUUUGGAAGUGAGAAAAUUGACCAGCACCUCCUGCACGCCCCUACCAUUGACCAUGUCCUUGACUGAGCCUCAUCCAAAUUCAAAACGUUCCGCCGCCCCUGUCCUACACCUAUACUUACAGUCACACUCCACCCUCAUGCCUGUACCCACACUCAAGUAUGAUGGUAGCCAACUAAGGUGGUAAGCAUUUCAGAUUGUAAUCAACUGAGAUGGUUACCAAUUUUUUUUCCAAUUAAUGAAUUGGUUAAUAAACUCAUGAAUUGGAAAAAAAAUUUGAAUAUAUAAUGAAUCAUAUUUGACCCGAUAAUUUUCGGUCAAAAAAAUUAGUCGGCGAUAUUGGAUUCGGCGAAAAUGCCAUUCGGUGAAAGUGAACGUCGGCAAAAAUGGAAGUUACCCUUGAGAACUGUCCCAACAGUUCUUUGAUAGGAACUGAUAUGUCAUUAACAGUUCUUUUCAUAACAGCUAUGCUACGGAUGUCCAUAAGUCCUCAAGGGCUACCAUACGGAGGUACCCUUAGGUCUUCAAGGACUAUGCGAUAAGGAUAUUCUUAGGUCUUCAAGAGCUCUCAUAUGGAGGUACCCCUAGGUCCUCACAGAGUAUCCUUAGUUGGUCGAGAGCUUUUUCUAACGAUCAAUCAUAUUCAAAGGAGCUGUUUCUCUGGUAUUGUAAGGACAAAGCAUCCUGUUAUUCGGGCCAUAAGAAAGAAAACCACGGACAAUCCCCUGAUCGGUUCGAAGAACAUUAUGUUUUGUUCUUACAAUAGAGCGAAAACACCGCACUGAAAUCUGAUUGGUCCUCAAACAACCAAUCACAUUUCAGGAAGCGCUUUCUCCGCAAUUGUAGGGGAAAGUAUAGUAUUGUUCGGACGGAUCAAGGGGUUAUCUAUGGCCCUCUUUCUUAUGACCUGAAUAAAAGUACGCAUUGUUCUUACAAUAUUGGAGAAAGAACUCACUCGAACCUGAUUGGCCAAUAGAAAAAGUUGUCGACCAACUAAGGUUACCCCCAUAGAGUAACCCUCAAUGGCCUAAGGGUAUCACUAUAAGUAGUCGUUGAUAACCCGUUGAGCAGCUAUAGCUCCAAGGAGCUCUUAACCCGCUGUCUGAUGCAACUGUCGCGAGUUGUCAAGCUGGUUCUGUCACACACCUAAUAGGAAUUGUUCGGUCUCAAUAGUUCUUUGAUAUGCACUGAUCUAUAUGGCAGUUAUUUUUGAAUGAGUUGAUUCUAUCAGACAUCUCAUUUCACACUUUCCAAUAGAUUUGUAAUUGGUCCAUUCUGAAACAUGCUUGUCAACUGCACAAAUAUGCUGGAAUGCAGCUAAAGGAAACUCAAUGCUAGAACAGAAGGAUCCAAUUCUCAAAAGACGAACUAGUCCCUAGGGCAAGUUAUAAAAAUAGAAGUACCCCAACACAUAGUUCCCAAAAAGGAACUGGUCACUUCACCCAGUUCUUGGAAAAUAUGCAGUUCAUAGAACUGGGAACUGUUCUAGGCCUAGCUUUUAGUCUGCAUGCACGAUAGUUUUAAUGAAACUGACCCCCUUUUCUAAUCAUUCGAACUUGAGCGAGCACGCAACAAUUUGUGUUGCUUUGAUGUGCUUCAUUUCGUAAGAGCGAUUGAACUUGUCACUGCACUAGUGUCUACAACCAGUACGACAGCAACUACUACCACGACAACGACAACUACUACAACAACGACAACAACCACUACAACUACAACAACAACAACGACUACAACAACGACUACAACGACUACAACAACAACAACCACUACAACCACAACAACAACAACGACUACAACAACGGCUACAACGACUACAACGACUACAAUAACAACAACCACUACAACCACAGCAACAACUACUACUAUAACAACAGCAACAACGACUGCAGCAAGCGGUAAGUAA
Messenger RNA from Rotaria sp. Silwood1, 7132 nucleotides. NCBI's taxonomy places the organism in Eukaryota, Metazoa, Rotifera, Eurotatoria, Philodinida, Philodinidae. The record is from the annotation of a GenBank genome assembly.